Fraxinus pennsylvanica is the source of this 3105-nucleotide messenger RNA. The record is from the annotation of a GenBank genome assembly. Lineage: Eukaryota; Viridiplantae; Streptophyta; Magnoliopsida; Lamiales; Oleaceae.
AUGCCAAUCAGGUCUAGUCCUCUUGCUGGAAACUUGGAGGAUACCAAUGGCGUGAUAGGGAAAUAUGGGGACUUAAACAUGUUUCAUGAUGCUGCAAAGUUCAGGGAAAGGCUUGACCCAAAGAAGGAGAAAAUCCCACCUCAUGUUUUGCAAGUCAUAGAAGAAGAAUUAACAAAAUUGCAAUUAUUGGAAGCUAGUUCGAGUGAAUUUAACGUGACACGUAAUUAUCUUGAUUGGUUGACUGCAUUGCCUUGGAGUGAAUACAGUGAUGAGAACUUUGAUGUAAUACGGGCACAAAAUAUUCUCGACGAAGACCAUUAUGGAUUAACUGACGUCAAAGAAAGGAUAUUGGAGUUUAUAGCUGUGGGGAAACUAAGAGGAACCUCACAAGGUAAAAUCAUAUGCCUCUCUGGGCCUCCAGGGGUAGGAAAAACUAGUAUUGGUCGUUCAGUUGCCCGGGCCUUGAACCGUAAGUUUUACCGGUUUUCAGUUGGUGGUUUGUCCGAUGUUGCUGAAAUUAAGGGGCAUCGUCGAACAUAUAUUGGUGCCAUGCCGGGGAAGAUGGUGCAAUGUUUGAAAAGUGUGGGAACAGCUAACCCUCUGGUUCUGAUAGAUGAGAUAGACAAGUUGGGAAGGGGACACGCUGGUGAUCCAGCAAGUGCAAUGCUGGAACUUCUCGAUCCAGAGCAGAAUGCAAACUUUCUAGACCACUACCUUGAUGUUCCAAUUGAUUUAUCGAAGGUUUUGUUUAUUUGUACUGCAAAUGUAGUGGAAAUGAUACCGAACCCUCUCUUGGAUAGAAUGGAAGUAAUUUCAAUUGCUGGUUAUAUUACUGAUGAGAAAAUGCACAUUGCAAAAGAUUAUUUGGAGAAAGCUACUCGUGAAGCUUGUGGUAUCAAGCCUGAACAGGUUGAGGUGACAGAUGCGGCCCUUCUUGCUUUAAUUGACAAUUACUGCAGAGAAGCUGGAGUCCGGAAUCUUCAAAAGCAAAUAGAGAAGAUAUACCGAAAGAUUGCUCUACAACUUGUGCGAGGAGGAGGACAUGUUGAACCUAAUGUUACUGGGGUUCAGGUUCAACCUGAUGAGGUGAAGGCAGAAUCUGAUCUUGUGUCAAAUGAAACCAUGAUUGAAGGAGUAGGGGCUGGUUCAGUUGAUGGCAGCACCGAUGGAAAGAAUUCUGAAAACGACACGGAAGCUGAAAUAGUGGAGGUGGAUUCCCCAGCUGAACAAAUUCCAUCUAUUAAUCAAUCCAGUACUUUGGAGGACACUUCCGAGGCUGGAAAAAUACAGGAAAGUGAAGGAACCAGCACUGAGAAAAAAGUCUUGGUCGAUACAUCUAACCUUGUCGAUUUUGUUGGCAAGCCUGUUUUCCAUGCUGAGCGCAUUUAUGAUCAAACACCAGUUGGAGUUGUAAUGGGUCUUGCUUGGACUGCAAUGGGUGGCUCUACGCUCUAUGUAGAGACCUCUAACAUUGAGCAAGGAGAAGGCAAGGGGGGCCUUAAUAUUACAGGACAACUUGGAGAUGUGAUGAAGGAAAGCGCGCAGAUUGCUCACACCGUUGCCCGGGCCAUAUUGCUCGAGAAGGAUCCAGACAACCCCUUCUUUACCAAUUCAAAGCUUCAUCUUCAUGUUCCUGCUGGUGCCACCCCAAAGGAUGGUCCAAGUGCUGGUUGCACCAUGAUAACGGCCUUGCUAUCUCUUGCCAUGAAUAAGCAUGUUAGGAAGGACCUAGCGAUGACUGGAGAAGUCACACUAACUAGAAAAAUUCUUCCCAUUGGUGGGGUUAAGGAAAAGACGAUUGCUGCAAGGCGGAGUGACAUAAAGACCAUCAUCUUCCCUUCAGCUAACCGGAGAGAUUUUGAUGAGCUAGCACCAAAUGUGAAGGAAGGCCUCGAGCAAGAAAUCCAGAAUUGUUCCGAAGAGUCGGGCCCUUUAGGUUUGACACUGCGAAAAACGCCAUCUUUUGUCGAUCUAGUGGAGAUGACACUCGCGAAUGGAAAUCAAGAAGACCAUUCGACUUCGACGUCGAGGUCGACGGCUCUUGGCUUAAACAAGAAUAGUUCUCGAAUGGGUAAUGAGCAUUUAAAGGCUACCAAUUUCCCUGCAACUUUGCUUCGAAUUGGAACAUGGGAGUGGAGAGCAAUAUUUGAAGGUGACUUGAUAGCAAAGAUAUACUAUGCAAAGAAAAAAAUUGUUUGGGAGAUUCUACAAAGACCAUUGAAGAAUAAGAUCGAAAUUCAAUGGUCUGAUAUUAGUGCAAUUCGAGCCAGUAUGCCUGAAAAUGAAGUUGCAACUCUGGAAAUUGAGUUGAAUCAACCGCCUUUAUUCUACUGCGAAACCGAUCCCCAACCGCGAAAACAUUCUGUUUGGAAACCGUCGAUUGAUUUUACGGGAGGACAAGCUUCGAUUUGGAGGAGACACUACGUUCAAUUUGCUCCCAAAACCCUCGAUAAACACUACCAAAGGCUUUUGCAUAAUGAUGAACGACUAUUUUCAUUGAGCCAUGAACUCUUCCCGAGCCAAGAAUCCACUUUUUUCUCUUUCGAUACCAUCUCGGAAUUUCUCCCUCGAAUGCUAUAUCCAUAUCAAAAUUAUACCCCACCAAUAACAAUGGCACCUCAUAUGUUUCCUUCAAAUUCAACAUCAGGGAUUGUGAAUCAAAACCAGACUUUUUGGGGACAAGCAGAAGAUAUUCAAGAUGCAUCGUCUAUUAAAUCGGUAACACAAUCUUCCAAUCUAGUUUUCGACUAUCCUUACUCGGAUAAUGUGGGAUCUCAAGUUGUAAGUUCUGAUGAGAUGGGCCACCUUGUCAAUGUCGAAUCAAUGAAUUCAUUGCUAGAUCUACUGGAUGCGACUCCUAACGAUGGACUUAAUCCGUUAGAUGCAUAUCCUAAUAAUCAAGUGGUUCAGAAUGACAUCGAAAAUUCCAUAUCGGAUGGUUUCUGUCCACAACCUAUGAAUCGGAUAGCUCAAGAAUCUGAAGAAAACCUUGUGUUGCAACCGGAAGUAAACUUGGUCGAUCCAUUUGAAUUUGAAGGAUCGAUGGAUGAAGAUUCUUCUACUUGGAAUUCUACUCCGAAUAUGUUCGGAGUUUUCUAUUCAUAA